CUGAGCGGCGAGCGGCAAUGUAUCCCGGAGGAGAAUGAGGACAUCGGUGUCAGCUAGCGUGCCUUCCUCGUCUCGGGAGCACAAGCUUUUAGAGAGGGGAGGGAGCCCAGGACGAGGAGGGUCAAGGAAUGUGCGCGUGCGCACCAGGCCCACGUUGCCCCGGGCUGUGCGGGGAGGGCGGGACAGAGAGGGGCGUGACGUCAAGGGAGGGCGUGGCUCCAAGGCCGCGCAGGAACAGCUGGUGGUGCCGGACGAGGGCGUGGGCGGGAGGAGCUCGCGCGGGGUGCGCGGGUUGUGCGGCGGAGAGGGGGGCUCGCGCUGCAGCUGGAGCUACCACCACCGCCGCCGCCGCCGCCCGCCUUGCACCAUGUUGGAGGAGCUCAAGCAAUGCGAACGCGUGUGGGAAGAGCUAGAGUUGGAAUUCCAUGAAUUGCAGGAUACCCACAAAGUGUAUAGGCAAAAGCUAGAAGAGCUGACCACACUCCAGACAACCUGUAAUAGUUCAAUCAAAAAACAGAAGAAACGGCUGAAUGAACUCCAAAAUAGUCUUCAGAGGUGUAAGCUGAGUGCCAACAGCGGAGAGACCAAUCUCAUUCAGCAGAUGAGCGCAAGCAUCAAGGAACGGCACAAUGUCUUCUUUAACAUGGAGGCUUACCUGCCCAAGGAAAACGGGCUGUACCUCAGUCUGGUCCUGGGCAAUGUCAACGUCACCCUCCUCAGUAACCAGGCCAAGUUUGCUUACAAGGAUGAGUAUGAGAAGUUCAAGCUUUAUUUGACCAUCAUCUUCCUAUUCGGGGCCAUAGCCUGUAGAUUUUUCCUUAACUACAGAGUAACCGAUGAAGUGUUCAACUUUAUGCUGGUCUGGUACUACUGCACGCUCACCAUUCGGGAAAGCAUUCUCAUCAGCAAUGGCUCCAGAAUCAAAGGCUGGUGGGUGUCUCACCAUUACGUCUCCACCUUUCUGAGUGGGAUAAUGCUGACCUGGCCAGAUGGACUCAUCUAUCAAAAGUUUCGCAGUCAGUUCUUAGCAUUUUCCAUCUUUCAGAGCUGUGUCCAGUUCCUACAAUACUACUAUCAGAGUGGAUGCCUCUACAGACUCCGAGCUCUAGGAGAACGGAAUCAUUUGGACCUCACAGUGGAAGGGUUCCAGUCUUGGAUGUGGAGAGGACUUACUUUUCUCCUACCAAUCUUGUUCUGUGGUCAUUUCUGGCAGCUGUAUAAUGCCAUCACGUUAUUUGAGCUCUCUACCCAUGAAGAAUGCAAAGAGUGGCAGGUCUUCGUCUUGGCCAUCACAUUUCUCAUUCUCUUCCUGGGUAAUUUCCUGACCACACUCAAAGUGGUACACGCCAAACUCCAGAAGAAUAGAGACAAGAUGAAGUUAUGAGCAGUGAUGCCUUCCCUGCCCUGGCCGCCCUGGACCCUGACCCAGCUUUGGGGAAUACCGGGGGACGUUGUGUUGUCUUGGACACCUCUCUGGUCUCAGGUGGCUCCUCUCUGGUCUCAGGCCUCUGGGGGACUGGGAGCAGGCCUUGGGACCUCCGUUACACCUAGCUCCACGCUAGAAGAAUGUGAACUCUUCCAUUCAGUAUUACCCCAGACCUGUGCCCUACCCAAUCUAGAUGCCUGGUUCCCUAUUUAUGUGUCUAUUUAAGACUGGGUCCUCCCCACUCCCUUGGAACCAGAGACUUCUCUUGCCCCCAUAGCUGCCACUAUGCUGACAGAGGUUCGGGCCCUUUCUAGGGGUGCUCUUCUCCCUUCCCCUUGCCACAGGGGAGCAGGGGAAAAUGAGCACGUUUCAGUACCUCCCCAUGGUUCAGAUUUCGGUUUGGAAGUGAACUGUUGGGCUCUGCCCUGCUGUUUUGGCAUAAGAUGGGAAUGGGCAGUGAAUCCUUCCUUCAGUGUCCUGUGGGCCUUUUUCCCCCUUCCCUGGGAAUGCUGCUUACACCCCCAGGAUCCUCCUUUCUUCCUUCCUGCCUACCCCAGUGUGGGGCAGUUAAUUAAGGUCCUAGAGAACCACUCCGUCUCUCCAUCGUCGUCGUUGUCUCCAUCGUCGUCAUCGUCGUCUCCAUCAUCUCUGGGUCUCUCCUCCCAUCUGUCUCUUACCUCGGCCUGGCUCUGAUGGCAUUGUGCCUCCUGGAGCCGAGCCCUCGAUGACUUCUCACUUCCCUGCUUCCCAUCGGGGAGCCCUUCCUCGGGACUUCCUUCCCCAAUCCUCACCCCUCGCUGACGUGUUUGUGUUGGAGAGAGGGGACAGAAGAAUGUUUACAAGACAAGACUCAGGCUCCAGCGAGCAUGCCUAGCGUUCCACUGCUCGAGUCCACUUGGUGUAAUGGAAAGAAAAUUGGAUUUGGAGACAGAAGGCCUUGGUUCAAAUUCUAGCGCCGUUAUUUACUUUUCUGAGCUUUGUCUGAGUUUCCCUCUCCUCCUUUUCGGGGGGGGGGGCCUAGAAAAAGAUCCUGAAGUCUCUUCCAGCUGCCAUUCUAAAGUCCUGUACUCAUUCUCAAGCCCCUAGUCACCCUUCCAUAGGGCCUUGCAUGCCCACCUCUCUCCUAGGGUAGCUGCCCAGGUCUGGUCUUCCAGGACCAGCUGCUUCCCAAGAUUGAAUGGUGAUUCUUGACUGACACCAGCAGAGGGUGCUGUGGGCCCCUGAAUGGGGAUGGGGAUGGGGUGGGGUUGGGGUGUUUGAAACUCAACUUCCCCAACUGUGGUCAACUCUGGAUCUCUCCCUCUCCAGGUCAGUGUGUGCGCACUCAGGGAAAACUGGGCUUGGACUAGAACUCUUAAGAACUCUCUUCCAGCCAGCCUUAAAGUCCGAGGAAUGUGGGUGACUGGGAGGUGAAUUUGGGGGGAGGAGGAGGCAGGAUGCAGAUGCCAAGGAGAAUUUUUCUUUUAAUCUGCUGUUUUAAGAGAUCUGGCAUCUGUGCUGCCCCCUCUUGCAGGUAAUUGAGAGUCAAUUCUGUUUGGGUGGUGGCCAACUAGUGCCGCCAUCUUGGUAGAGGUGAGGGAGGUUAGCCACGACCAGCCAGUACCAGCCUGAAUCUUCCCCCAAAUUCCUUCUCCCUCACCCACAUUCCUAGUCUUCAGAUGACCGCUGCCCCCUCCCAGGAUGCUGGGGUGGUUUCAGUUUUUAAUAAAAAUUCUCACUUGUCUGAA
Molecule: messenger RNA, 3153 nt
Organism: Monodelphis domestica (gray short-tailed opossum)
Lineage: Eukaryota; Metazoa; Chordata; Mammalia; Didelphimorphia; Didelphidae
Gene: TMEM120B
Product: transmembrane protein 120B
Biological process (GO): fat cell differentiation
Cellular component (GO): nuclear inner membrane
Source: RefSeq, a predicted model, not a curated record